This is a messenger RNA of Mycena citricolor, 1380 nucleotides long. Lineage: Eukaryota; Fungi; Basidiomycota; Agaricomycetes; Agaricales; Mycenaceae. The record is from the annotation of a GenBank genome assembly.
AAGUCUGGUCCCUGUGCUCUUGACGUCACAUCCCUUUCCCCGAAUCUUUUCAGGCGGCGCUCCGGCGGGCUUUCUGUUGUUCUCUCAACAUUUCGACAUGUCCGACAUACCGUGGUUCUCAUAGUAUGUUGUCCGAAUACCGGUCGUACGCAAUCGGCGAUCUUCCUUCAAUCUCCACCCAUGGGUGAGAAGGCCGCGCGUGUUUUCGCUUCCGAUCUCAUUUUUGAACGACCGUUUGAGCGCUACAACCUCGGUCCAGGCUCAAAACGAGGCACUAUCACUAUGUCUGCUAUCUACACUUGCCGCGAGAGGAAGCGUGUUCCUUGCCUUCGCGUCUGCCGAGUCCAUAGGGCAUUCCAAUCCUUCCUUCGACGACCCAGUUCUGGCCACAUCCCCUGCCUCCACUCUAUUACAUCUCUAAUGUCUGACAUGACUCGCGCGGUACUCGUCACCGGUGCAAAUCAGGGGCUAGGCUACCACACGGUGCACCAGCUCGCUCAGACUCCUGGCAUGAUCGUAUUCUUGGGAUCGCGUAGAAUGCCGGCGGGGGAAGAGGCUGCGGCAAAAAUCGCGCCGGAUGUACAUCCGACGUCGUCGGUCAUCCCCGUGCAUGUCGACCUCGCGGACGAGAAGACCAUCUUGGCGGCCAGCGAGUUCGUGGCGGCGAAGCUAGGAGAGAAGGGGAUCUCGAAAUUGGAUUGUCUGGUGAACAACGCGGCGACGGCGGUCGGACCUGCUACAGAGAUAUUUGCCGUCAAUGUUGCAGGCACCCUCGCAGUCAAGACCGCAUUCUACCCGCUGAUCAAGCCCGGCGGGGAAAUUAUGAACAUCUCCUCUUCCUUCGGCUCACACGGUCUGCGGGCCGCAAGGCCGUACACGCUCCCGCCUGCGGUCGCGACAGGCCCACCGUACUCGGCAAGCAAGGCAGCUAUCAACAAUCUUACGCUGCAGUGGGCGUGGGAGGAGGAACAAAAAAAGACCGGCAUCCGUGUGGUUUCGAUCUGCCCGGGCCUGAACGCGACUACUAUGAGCCGUUUCUCCAAGGCUGGGGUCUCCCCCGCAGUCGGAUGUGCAGUCAUGGUCAAUGAGGUGUUGCAGCCGCAGGGCAAGAGCGGCAUCUUCUUCGAUAAGGACGGUCCCAUUCCUUGGUAGUGAUCGCAUUUACCGGAUGGAGGGACAAGAGGGCGUGAAUACUAUUGAUCGCAAUGAGGCGGCUGCUGAAGUGCAUCGACCGGGUUAAGUCACUCUAGUGCACUCAUUUGUGCGAUUUUAUUCCCGGAAUUUCUUGUAAUCCAUUUCUACGUAUCUAAAGUUGAGUCUUGCAAAUUACUACGAGGUUCUGGGAGGAACGUCUCGAGAACUGACAGUGCCGAACCAUCG